This is a messenger RNA of Cyphomyrmex costatus, 921 nucleotides long. RefSeq names its product tRNA pseudouridine synthase A. The annotation marks the transcript as partial. Gene Ontology annotation, biological process: tRNA pseudouridine synthesis. The record is from RefSeq and is a predicted model, not a curated record. The transcript has 5 exons. Lineage: Eukaryota; Metazoa; Arthropoda; Insecta; Hymenoptera; Formicidae. Gene Ontology annotation, molecular function: RNA binding; pseudouridine synthase activity.
AGGGGCUUGCAAAGGCAGAGUUCCAACUGCUUUAUACGAGAUGCAGAUUCUGUCCAGGGUGCUUUAGAAACUGCUCUACAAACCAUUUCGCCAAAAAGUCUAAUUAUUCCUUCAUUAUGUCUCUCUAGCAGAACAGAUGCUGGAGUUCAUGCUUUAGGCAACACUGCUCAUGUAGAGCUUGAAAACAAAUAUAACACAGUAUAUAAAUCUUCAGAAGUAAAACGAUAUGUUAAUCGUUACUUUGCCAAAUGUGGUCAUACCAUUAGGUUACUGGAGUGUAUACCUAUCACACAUGAUUUUCAUGUAAGAUUUUCAUGUAAAUCUCGGACGUAUCUGUACAGAUUUAUGAUACCUAAAAUAUAUGAAGAACAACGGAUAUCCCUUCCAGAAAUAAUACAUACUCAUUGUUUAAGAUCACACAACUUUGACAUAGAUAGAGUAAGACGUGGUAUACAAUUGUUUAUGGGAACAAAAGACUUUACUACGUUUAGCGCGCAAACAACAUCAGAUCGCAAAAUCCAGUAUGUACGUGCUUUACAGGCUUUUACUUUGGAAGAGGCGCAGUCUUUAAUGCCAUUUGACCCACUGUCCAAGAAUUUUACAUACUUGCAUUUCACAUGCAAGGCAAAAGCUUUCUUGUACAAUCAGGUUAGACGAAUGGUUGGUGCUCUUAUUGCGUUAGGAUUAGGAAAAAUAACAGAAAAAGAUAUCACUGUGAUGUUACAAGUUCCUUCGCAUCGUAACUGGAAUUCCUGUGUUACGCCUGUACCACCGAAUGGCUUACAUCUAUUGAAUGUAGAAUACGAUCCAGAUGAAUUAAGACGUUGUACCAUAUUGCAAGAGGAAGAACAACAGAAGGCACCACAAUUGGAGGAACUAGAGUGGGAAGAACAGCAACAAGGAUUACAGUUGAAAGAAUAG